ACAUUGAAUUUUGAUUUAGGAUUGUGAGCAGACAGAUUCAGAUUCUGGGAUAUCAGAUACUGAGAACGUGGGAAGUCCUUUCAGCUCUGGGUCUGAUCAUGUUCCUGGGAGUCCAGGUUCUGAGCUUACUCCGGAGAGUCUAGAUUCAGAGUAUGCAUUUGAAAGUUCAAGUUCGGAGCAUGCCCCUGAAAGUUUUGGUUUGAUGCAUACAUCUGACCGAGAUGUUUCUCAAGUUGGGAAGCCUGAUGUUGAAGAAUGUUUGGCGAGUGGAAAUGUGAAUAGUACUUUAGGAGCAAGUGACAUGUUUCCUGAGUUCUACGAGGAUGACCUGAUGGAUCUAGAUGACGGGGCCGGGGUAGAGUACGGUCCUGAGAUACCUCCUGAGCUGGUCCAGGCUUGUAUACCAGAACUAGAGGACCAUGGGGCCAUUCAGUACGAACUGCUUCACAUGGACGAACAGCUGUUGAACCUGGACUACAACAUUGAAGACCUAGACGAGGCUUUUAUCAAGAUGGACGAGGAGAUCGCCCUGACCUUUAGCGAGGACGACCUCAUGAACCAAGACCAGGAUAUGGAAGGGUUCGACGAAGAAAUAUUUGAACGUCCAAAUCCCUUCGAUGACUGGGAGCGUGAGUCGUUCUCAGCUAUUCCUGACCUGCUCCAGUUGGACGCGAUCAAUGAAGAACCUCUCUUCCCCAUCCAGGAGGAGACCAGGGAGAGGGAGAAUCUGGACGAUCUUGGUCUGAACCUCGGAGUUGCUGGAUUAGAUGAGUUUGAUCUAAAUAUGUUGAACAGUCCCCGCUCUACUGAGCUGUUGAGUGAGGAUGAGAUUCUCCGGAAUGAUGUUAUGUUCUCCAGAGCUAGAGACUCCGGAGAUCUCAAUGCUGAACCUGUAGAGGACGAAGAGAAAAAAGCUCACGAGUCGGCAGAAGCUCAUCGUCAGGUUUAUACGCCCGAGACGUUUAUUCGAGGCAAAAGUGAGGAGGAGGAGGACAUCCUCGAUAUAUCAUUGGAGGAUGCUCUGGAGGGAGUAUCGGAGGAGUCCUUGGAGAAUAUUGAUGUAGCUCUGGAACAGGCGGAGGGAAUUCUGGAGGGGGAUAUUAUAGCUCAGGUGAUGAAGGAGAGUGGAAUACUUGAGGCAGAAGUUAAACUUGAAACUGAACCUGAAUACAGUAAACCAGAAUCCAUCCACACAGAACAGCUCAAGCUAGAGGAUAUAAAGGUGGAGGACGAGGACGAGGUUCUCCAUGAGGAGAUCCUCGACGUGGUUUCCUCGGAGGAGUUCCAAACCUCCCUUCAACUUUCCGGAGGAGCUUGUGCACAGGUUGAUCUGGAUACAUUGUACGGAAGAAGAUCUGGGAAAGGAGUUCCUGAGUUUUCUCUCUCCUACCAACCGUUCUUUAGCUGGGACGGGUUUAACAAUGAUCAUGGGAGCUAUACUGCUGCUAAACUUGAACCUGGAGUUAAACUUGAGUCCGAGCUAGAAAAGGAGUCAGGAGACGGAGGUCUAAGGUCAGGGUUGGGGGGUCGGAGGAGAAAUGAAAGUGAGUCUUCUGGGUACUAUUCGAGUGAGGAUAGCAGGUGUACUAGGGAUGAGAAGUUAGCAGCGAAGGUUGGGCUUCCCUACACUGUUCGUGAAUUAAUAAACUGCCCAGUAGACAGAUUUAAUAUGAUUCUAGCAGACUCAACCCUCUCACCUCAUCAGGUUAAGAUCUGUAAAGAUAUAAGACGACGAGGAAAGAACAAGGUUGCAGCACAGAACUGUAGGAAACGUAAACUGGAAACUAUUGAAGAGCUCCAGGUUCAGGUGGAGAGUGUACGUAGAAGACGGGAGCAACUGCUCCGAGAGAGGGACAGGUUGGAGCAGGAGAGGAGAAGGUGGAGCAGUAAACUCAUCAGGAUGGAGCAGUUUGUCAUGUCAGGACUAGGGAAGGACAUUGCGGAGUUCACCAUUCAGGUAGUUGAUGACCGUGUGGAGUUGACCUCCAGGCUAGGAGGAGGUCGGGGUCGAGGUGGAAGAUCGAGGAACUAAUCUGCUCAACAAGUGGAUUAUUCGCUAAGAUUUGAGACUGAACUACAAAUAUUCAUCCUGGUACAUCAUUGGCAUCCAUUCAGAUUCAUGUUUCUCCUUCUCUUAAAUAUAUCAUCAUCCAGGCCCGGCACAGCUACACUUCAAUCUAUGUUCCGGAUUCUAAUCUGCUUGAUCCGGUUAAUCGAAAAUCCGGAUUAUCAAUUAUUAUUAAUUUCUUUGUGUCUUGUAUUAUCUGUAUCAUUAUUUUAUUUUCCAAAUCUUCUUUAGUGUUG
Messenger RNA from Eurytemora carolleeae, 2304 nucleotides. RefSeq lists its product as uncharacterized. NCBI's taxonomy places the organism in Eukaryota, Metazoa, Arthropoda, Copepoda, Calanoida, Temoridae. The coding region runs from base 203 to 2032 and encodes 609 amino acids. The record is from RefSeq and is a predicted model, not a curated record. Gene Ontology annotation, cellular component: nucleus. Gene Ontology annotation, biological process: regulation of transcription by RNA polymerase II. Gene Ontology annotation, molecular function: RNA polymerase II cis-regulatory region sequence-specific DNA binding; DNA-binding transcription factor activity, RNA polymerase II-specific. The transcript is spliced from 8 exons.